GUAACUGCUGGAAACCCGGUCCCCACCCUGGUUUCUUUAAAUACCCACCACCACCAAGGCGAACCGUUACACGGGAAAGAAACGGGGAUGUGUUGACGUUAGUCGAUAUCUUCAACAACGUGAAUACCUUCACAUUUUAGUUUUUAGACUUCUAACAUGGAGCUGGACCGGCGGUUGUUGCUAGCCCACUGCACGGCUCACGCCCUGUCGAUGGUGGCGGGCUUGCUGGUGGUCGUCCCCAUGGCUCUCAAUGGCUCCGCGUUCAAAGGCCGAUGCGCACUCUUCUCCGCCGGCUACUGGAGGACAGAGGACCGGGCCGAGCUGACGGGGCAGCCUGAAGACGUGUCUCACCUGGUGGUACAGCAGUGGGGCCCACCGGCGGCCUGCCAGUUCGUCACAUUUGUCGGUAUUUUUACGGUGCUGUACGGGGCCGCGCAGAGCUGGAGAUGCCUCUUCUAUCUGCACGGACGCCAUGACGACACCCUGUUUUCCUCCUUCCUGACGGUGCUGCUGAGUGUGUGUGUGCUCUUCCUGUCUGGAGGGGCCAGUGUUAUCUUGUCUCUGGGUUUGGUCUCCUGGUGUGACACCGUGACUGAUGACAACACGCGGCCAUACAGCUGUGCAGAGUCCCAGUCCGUUCCCCUCUACCUGGAUGUGGACACCUCCUCUUUCUACACAGAGCUCAGUCUGGCACAGGCGUCUCUGUGGUGUGUGACUGCUCUGUGGUUGACUCAGUCCAUCCUGGCUUUCCUGCGGCUCUACCACUCUCACAGCCAGCACAUCAGCGGGCCAUGUCGUCCCCGAGAGAAGGAGCUGCUGCUGGGACACAGUCCAUCUGACAGCGGCUCCCCCUCACCUACUCCAGCAACAACCAACCUUUUAGUGUAACUGAGUGUGUAUGAGGUAGUGAUAUAACUCCACCAUCUAAAUUUAGUUUUAAACCCAAUUUUUUUUACCACUCUACAGUUCUUACUACUGCAUGUAGACUGAACUUCCAAGUAGGGCUGAAUGAUUUUGGGAAAUAAUCUUAAUUGCAAUGUGUUGUUUUUUAAACUAAUAUUGCAAUUGCGAUUUAAUAUGCAAUUAUCUUUUAAGCUCUUUAUCUUCUAUAUUAUUCAAAACAGACAAUAAAUCAUUGUAUGUUAUGACCAACACAACAUUGGAUAGAUUAAACAUACACUGUUCUUUCCUGUAGGCCACGCCUAUAUGUUAUGAUAAAAUUAGGUGAUGCAUGAAUUGUGUGAAUUAAUAUUCUAAGCAAUGGUAUCAAAUUAUAAUGAUUUUACAGAAAGGUAAUUUGAGUCAAGUCAUAACAUAAUAUUAUCAGGUAGGCCUACCUACAGAUGACAAGAAAAACUAAAUUAACCUUAGUGUGUUAUACAGUAAGUGCUCAAUACAAAACCCACAGUUCAACCACCAGUUAAUUCGUCCUUAUCUCGGUUCAAAUCUCCACAAGAGUCCAUCUCUCAACAAAAACCUCCUUUUCUGGAUCCCAGCAAGCAAGCAAGCAAACAAACAAACAAAAAUACUCAGACUGAGGUUUAAUACAAAAGUUGUCCAACGAACAUAAAACCAGGUGACGACUCUCAUGUCUAAUAGACAAACUUAGUGAUUGUCCGAUGCUGCUGAUGAGCAGCGCAGUUGCGCACCAGGCUGUAACUCAGGAGAGACUGGGCCUCAUUCGGACUGGUGAGUUUGGUUUGAAACGCCAUCAUUCCUUGAGCUGACUGGUGGCUGGCUGUGUGUGUGUGUGUGUGUGACACAUUGCGUUUGUAAUACGCUAACCAUACUACACGUGUCUUUCUGUUGUGCAUUUUCCCUGUCCACCAAAGUGGCGGAUGGCCCGACGAUUUCACCCACCACACCACUGCCAACAAUUUACCCGCAUUUGGCAGGUGCAAAUUAAAUUCCUUGUUUGACACUAAAGUUUCUGCGGUUCUGCCAAGCCUGAUGCCAUUGUACAGGUCAAGGUCCAGCUUAACUUGCGAAGUUGAUGCUUCCUCUGCAGACUGCUUUACUCUCGAGUGUCACGUGACCAGAGUGUAAUUGCAGCCUUUGCAAUUAGAAAAUCUUGUUUUAUCAUAUCGGGAUAUUAUCACAAAUGCAAUUAAUCGUUCAGCCCUACUUCCAUGUAUGGUUUAGAAGAUAACAUUAAAUGGAUGUUUUUUUUUAUAUAAUUGAUAUAAUAGACCCUGACCGAUAAGUUGUGUAUGUCAGCUGAUAAGUAACAAGAAACUUGAGUAUAGAAAUGCCAAAGAUGUGUCAGGUAAUUUAGAAAGGGUUAAAUAUAGUCUGUCCUUUAAGAGAGCACUUACUUUUACACUGUAAAAUCUUUUUCAAUGUUGUCUCUUCAUAGUAAAAAAUGAUCUUCCAAUACUUCGUUAAAAGAUUUUUUAAAUCUCAAAUAUUGAAAUUGGUACUGGCCUCCAAAAUCCAGCAUUAGUCAGACUAUAUUAUAUAAUGACAUGAUGUUUGAGCCAGGCCAACAUCACUUAGAUGAAACUGUCAUCCCAGUUUGCCCUGCCUCGUGCAAGCACCCAUGACCUCACAGUGACACCACAACUUAGCCCCAGUUUGUGCCUCUUAAGUAUUUAUUACAUUUGAUAGUAAGGAUCUAUUUUUCUGAAUGAUAAAAAAAAA
Molecule: messenger RNA, 2640 nt
Organism: Micropterus salmoides (largemouth bass)
Lineage: Eukaryota; Metazoa; Chordata; Actinopteri; Centrarchiformes; Centrarchidae
Product: transmembrane protein 179-like
Exons: 4
Coding region: 157-888 (243 amino acids)
Source: RefSeq, a predicted model, not a curated record